Cheilinus undulatus (humphead wrasse) is the source of this 1206-nucleotide messenger RNA. RefSeq names its product RAD9 checkpoint clamp component B (gene rad9b). The record is from RefSeq and is a predicted model, not a curated record. The coding region runs from base 1 to 1206 and encodes 401 amino acids. NCBI's taxonomy places the organism in Eukaryota, Metazoa, Chordata, Actinopteri, Labriformes, Labridae. The transcript has 11 exons. Gene Ontology annotation, biological process: cellular response to ionizing radiation; DNA repair; DNA replication checkpoint signaling. Gene Ontology annotation, cellular component: checkpoint clamp complex.
AUGAACUGUCGUCUCGAGGGAAAUUGUGUAAAAGCAUUUGGGAAGGCUAUUCAUGCCUUGUCACGGAUUGGAGAUGAACUGUGGUUGGACCCCACGGUCAGAGGGCUGGCGUUGAGAUCAGUGAAUUCUGCCCAUUCUGCAUAUGCCUGCUUCCUCUUCUCUCCACUGUUCUUCAAGAACUAUGAUGUGCGAGCAGCGUCAGAGCAGGGCAGUGACACAGUCAAAUGCAAACUGACCAUGAAGUGUGUUCUACCUCUUUUCCGGUGUUUAACUUCUAUUGAGCGUAAUGUGGAGCAAUGUCAAAUAUCAGUCGUCCCCCCCAAUGACCAAGUGAUGAUCCAGUUUUUCUGCAGGCAUGGCAUUACUAAAACCCACAACCUACGCUUCCAAGAAAGUGAGGCUCUGCAGGCAGUGUUUGCUUCACACCUCUGUCCCAAUGUACUGAAGGCUCCAGCCAGGCUGCUUGGUGAUAUGGUGAUGCAUUUUCCAUCAUCCCAGGAGGAAAUCACUCUGUCUGUGACUCCUCUGAGAGUCAGUCUUAGAAACUUCUAUGAUGCUGCUAAUGAUCACAUGAAGAUGAUGCUCACUGAGAUGUCCUUACACCCAGAUGAGUUUGACUACUUUCAUGUUGGUGUGGACUCAGAUAUAACCUUCUGUCUGAAGGAGUUAAGGGGUUUGUUGUCCUUUGCAGAGUCACAUUGUCUUCCAGUGUCAGUCCAUUUCGGUGGGGCAGGAAAGCCUGUUUGCUUUUCUGUGGAGGACAUGAUCCUGGAGGCUACUGUGGUGCUGGCCACUUUGUUUGACUCUGGCAGCAGCGGCCCCUCACAGUCUACAGCGACCCCAGCCCAUACUUCACCCAGGUGUGCAAAGACUUCUGUUUUACCUGUGGGUACAUGUGAAGCAAACUUCAGGGAGCCUGAGGAUACCUCUACUGUGACAGAGCUGAUAGCAUCCAGCCAGGGCAGUCCUAUGAUCAACCAGCCUGCACUGACACUGCUCCUGCCUCAUACUGACAGACUCUGUGUGCCGGGGGAGGACUGCACCAGUGCCGGUGCAACUCCUGCCUCCUCACCAAUCUGCUCUCUCCUGUUCAGAGCCUUGUCUACAGAGCAAGACAAUUCCUGUGUUGCCAAACUGCCUGUUCUGGCAUGUUACAGUGAUGAGGAGGAUAUGGAGGAAGAUUACACAAGAAGCCCUUCACUCUGA